AUGCUGCAGAUCCUGGAACAGGAGACCAUGCAGCUCACACCAGAGCGCUUUCGCUUGCUGCUGCGGGCCAUGAGGCUCGGCGAGAUAUCCGCGGAGGUCUUGGUGCAGCUCUACCGCCGUGUGGAGAGUUGGUUCCGCUCCCAGCAGCCCGAUGUCGAGGACUGGGCGCAGGUAGUCUACGCGCUCGCGCUGAGCGGUCGACUGGAAGAGGCAGCAAGUAUUGUGGAGACCAUGGAGACCGGAAGUGAUCCGGUUUAUCCGCAGCCGGAUGCGCGGAUGUACAAUCUGCUGAUCAGGGAGUUGGCCAAGCAGCGAGGACUGAGCACUGCAACCAGUCUUUGGUCCCGAAUGGCGGCCAGAGGCCUGGUCCCAGAUGGUGUAUACUUCCUGCUCAUGGUGGCGGUCUGCGCGAGCUCUGAUCCACCACAGCUGGAUCGGGCCAAGCGGUACCUUCGCAGAGGCGAAAUGCUGAUGAAGAGGCAGAAGGUGAACUUCCGCUUCCAGCAAGAGUAUGACGUGGCCCAACUAUACUCAGCGCUGAUGGCAGGCUACCUGAGGAUGGGUCGGCUGACGGAGGCCUUCACCGUCCUUGGGACGAUGCGUCAGCACGGCGUACGACCCAGUGCUGUCACAUUUUGCAUCCUCCAGCAGUGCUGCUUUGCGCGCAUGGAUCCUUCUUCUGACGUUCGGCAGCUUCUGCGAAUCAUGGAGCAGAUCGGAGUUCCACCCGAGACGUCCAACUACAACGAGCUUAUCAAGCUUCUUGGCAGAAGCAGGCUGUGA
Molecule: messenger RNA, 783 nt
Organism: Symbiodinium sp. CCMP2592
Lineage: Eukaryota; Dinophyceae; Suessiales; Symbiodiniaceae
Source: the annotation of a GenBank genome assembly